CAGAAUUUCACGCGCUGACGCGCCUGCGCCUUGCGAAACACCCGCAGGCCGCAGGCCGCAGGCCGCAGGCCACGGGGGGCCCCGCGCCGCCCGGCCGAAAGGGACGAUGGGACUGCGGCUGCGGACUAGUGGAGUGCUCCUGCUCCCGCAACAAAUCCCAACCCCAAGUCCCCCCAACCAAAGCAGAGGAAAGAGCCGAGGACGCGAGGGCGACGACCCGGAGGAGCACCGGACCCGAAGGCGGAGCCCCCCAAGCCAGAACCCGGCGAGGGGGUCGGUGCCGACCAUGUCCUCGCCCGCGCCCUCCCCGCCCGCCGGGGCGCCGUCGGAGCCGCUCCUGCUCCCGCUCCCGCCCCCGGAGUUCUACUGCUACCAGUGCGAGGCCACGGUGUCGCUGCCCGAGCCGGCCGCGCCCUCCUCGGCCAGGCUCCUCUGCCCGCUCUGCCAUAGCGACUUCAUCGAGGAGAACCCUAGCACCCCGUCUCCACCACCACCUCCGCCGCCGCCGCCCCCACCGCUUUUCCUCUCCGACUCCUCCUCCUCCUCGCUCUCGGACGACCCCGACGACGACUUCGACCUUGUCAUGGACCCCGACGUGGUGCGCGCCUACCUUAGCCGCUUCGCCCACCGCCACCACCUCCAGCAGAUCGGCCACGGCCCCGGCCCGCACGGCCGAGGGGAGCCGCCCGCCACGGCCGCCUCCAUCGCCGCGCUGCCCACGGUCGAGGUUGCUGAGCCCACCGCCGUCUGCGCCAUCUGCAAGGACGACCUGCCCCUCGCCUCCGAGGCGCGGAAGCUCCCCUGCGCCCACCUCUAUCACUCCUUCUGCAUCGUCACCUGGCUCGGGAUGCACAACUCCUGCCCCGUCUGCCGCUUCCGCAUCCCCCCCGCCGACGACCCCGACCAGGCCGCACCGUCGCAGCAGGACCCGCCGCCCACGCGGAUCACCAUCCGCUUCAGCACCACCACACGCCGCCGCGUCCGCAUCGGCAGCGAUGCGCCACUGGCGUCUCAUAUCUCGGCGUCGCCCACGCAGCUCGCACAGGCUAUUACCGGGGAUGGAGCUGGUGGACCUGCCAAUAGCGGCGAGACUGUGUCAUCUGAGUGGCCUCCGCACCCCGAAUCGGAUACAGUCAUGUCGGAGGCACGCGAGGGGGGUGGCUUUUUUGAUUGAGCCAGAGGUUCCAAUUAUCAGGCGAUAAGGUAGCUGCUGUUAGCUGUCAGCCAACAGGAGUAAAAGGAGGCUACCACCUACCAUACGCUUCCUGUCUUCGUUCGGACGAGGUUUCUCGCAAGGUGAUGGCGUGCUGUUACAGCUGAAACUAAAGCUGUCCUUGUUCGGACGAGGUUUCUGGCGAGCGAGAAGAUGGCAUGUUGGUUACAGCUGAACUAAAGUUGUCCUGUUAGGAGAACAAGAGCAUUCAUCGCAUGGGUUCCCGGUGUCUUGUAUAUUGGUUAAACGUAUUUAUUCGUAAUAAAUAUAUAGGCAUGUACAAUGUGCAGUACUCCGUUUCUGGUGUCCCCGUGCCCUCCAUGCAACUUGGUAGGUACAUAUGGGAAUGAAUCGAGUGCUGUUUGGUUCACAUAUUUGUAACGUGAACGGUAAUCAAUAACGUCAAACCAUGUUUGUUGCAAUCAGAUAAUACACUAGAAACUGAUAUCGUCCUA
Zea mays is the source of this 1668-nucleotide messenger RNA. Its product is annotated as WAS/WASL-interacting protein family member 2. Gene Ontology annotation, cellular component: cytoplasm. Gene Ontology annotation, molecular function: ubiquitin protein ligase activity. Gene Ontology annotation, biological process: protein ubiquitination. The record is from RefSeq and is a predicted model, not a curated record. Bases 107 to 1174 code for a protein of 355 amino acids. NCBI's taxonomy places the organism in Eukaryota, Viridiplantae, Streptophyta, Magnoliopsida, Poales, Poaceae. The transcript has 2 exons.